CAGGAAGACUUGUAUCCCUUUACUCCAGCUAAAGAGGACUUCGGACUGACCAUGGCAUUCGGUGGUAUCCUGAGUGAGGCUGACAUCAACUCUGCUCUGCAGAACUGCCAAGCUGCUGACUCCUUCAACUUCAAAACUUUCUUUGCCCAGUCUGGUCUGAGCAGCAAGUCCGCAGAUGAUGUGAGAAAAGUCUUUGCCAUCAUCGACCAGGACCAGAGCGGCUUCGUUGAGGAAGAUGAACUGAAGCUGUUCCUCCAGAACUUCAAAUCAGGUGCCAGAGCUUUAACUGAUGCUGAAACCAAGGCCUUCCUGUCAGCUGGAGACUCUGAUGGUGAUGGCAAAAUUGGAGUUGAAGAAUUCCAGGCUUUGGUGAAAAACUAAAUUUUUUUAAACCUGAACCUUCGAAACAUCACAAGGUUUUUGCAUUAAACUGAUACAAGUAAACCUGGUUUAGUGGAACACAGACGCCUCUUCAAUAAUUCUUCUCUUGGGACAAGUUGUGAUGUCAUCAUGUAGUAGUGGGGUCCUUUUAUUUAUCCACCAGAGAAACAUUGUUACCCUUGUCUACAGUUUAUCUAAGAGUCCCUUAGUUAAACCAACAUAUUUAUUCUCAUUUUUAUACUAAUAAUAUUAUUCAUUGUUUUCACUGUUGAGACAUUUGCAAAUCCAUGGAUUUGCAAAUCUUGCUCAAGUUUCCGUUGGACUGAAGCAGGCAUAAAAAAAGUAAUUGUUCUCAAUAAAUCAAUUUUGGAAUCAA
This is a messenger RNA of Xenopus laevis (African clawed frog), 757 nucleotides long. RefSeq names its product oncomodulin 4 gene 3 S homeolog (gene ocm4.3.S). Gene Ontology annotation, cellular component: cytoplasm. NCBI's taxonomy places the organism in Eukaryota, Metazoa, Chordata, Amphibia, Anura, Pipidae. The record is from RefSeq and is marked provisional. Gene Ontology annotation, molecular function: calcium ion binding.